AUGUGGCUGCAGCAGCGGCUCAAGGGGCUGCCGGGGCUGCUGUCGAGCAGCUGGGCCCGCCGCCUGCUCUGCCUGCUCGGCCUCCUGCUGCUGCUCCUGUGGUUCGGCGGCUCCGGGGCGCGGCGCGCGGCGGGCGGCCUGCACCUGCUGCCCUGGGCCCGCGGCCCGCCGGGCGCCGCCGCGCCGUCCGCCUGCCUGGAGGCGGCCACCCGCGCCUGGCGCGGCCUGCGGGAGCGCGGCGAGGCGGUGCCGCCGGGCCGCGGGGUGCCGGCCCUGGUGGCCAACGGCUUCCUGGCCCUGGACGUGGCCGCCAACCGGCUGUGGGUGACGCCCGGCGAGCGGGAGCCCGCCGUGGCGCCGGACUUCGUGCCCCUGGUGCAGCUGCGCCCGCUGAACGCGCUCUCCGAAGCCGGGGAGUCGGUGCUGCUGCUGCGUGAGGGGCUGCUGCGCCGGGUGCGCUGCCUGCAGCUGGGGGCCCCGGGUACCGGCGCCGCCGCCGCCGCCGCCCCCGGACCGGCCUCCGCCUCCGGCCUCGUCACCGGGGCCGCCCGCGACUGCGUGCUGCUGCAGGAGGACUUCCUGGCGCACCGGGGCCGGCCCCACGUCUACCUGCAGCGCAUCCAGCUCAGCAACCCCACGGAGCGCGUGGCCACGCUGCAGACGGUGGGGCCCACCGCCAGGCCGCUCCCCAGGGCCUACACCAGCACCCUGGAGAAGGCCGGAGACCAUCAGUUCCUUCUCUAUUCGGGCCUGUCCCCGCCCCUUCCCAAGGGGCAGGUGCACCUCGUGGUGGUGGCCGCCAAGAAGCUAGUGGACCGGCUCCAGGUGGCUCCCAAGACGCAGCUGGAUGAGACGGUGCUGUGGGUGGUGCACAUCUCAGGGCCGCUGAACCCGCAGGCGCUCAAAAGCAAAGCCGCCAAGGAGCUCAAGGUGCUGCAGGACUUGGCCCGGAAGGAGAUGCUGGAGCUCCUGGAGAUGCCCGCCGCCGAGCUGCUCCAGGACCACCAGCGCCUCUGGGCCCAGCUCUUCAGCCCAGGUGUGGAAAUGAAGAAGAUCACGGACGCCCACACCCCAUCUGGCCUGACCGUGAACCUGACCCUCUACUACAUGCUGUCCUGCUCAACAGCCCCCCUGCUCAGCCCCAGCCUGAGCCACAGGGAGCGGGACCAGAUGGAGUCGACGCUCAACUAUGAAGAUCACUGCUUCAGCGGCCACGCCACCAUGCACGCCGAGAACCUCUGGCCCAGCUGGCUGUCCUCCGUCCAGCAGAUCCUGCAGCUCUCCGACCUGUGGAAGCUGACGCUGCAGAAGCGCGGCUGCAAGGGGCUGGUGAAGGUGGGCGCCCCCGGCAUCCUGCAGGGCAUGGUGCUCAGCUUCGGCGGCCUGCAGUUCACCGAGAACCACCUGCAGUUCCAGGCCGACCCGGACGUGCUGCACAACAGCUACGCCCUGCACGGCAUCCGCUACAAGAACAACCACAUCAGCCUGGCCGUGCUCGAGGACCCCAGGGGCGAGCCGUACCUGCACGUGUCCGUGGACACCCACGGCCAGCCCGUCAAGAUCUACGCCUGCGAGGCGGGCUGCCUGGCGGAUCCCAUGGAGCUGACCUCGGAUCCCGAGGGCCUCACCUUCCCGGUCAUGGUGACGCAGCCCAUCACGCCUCUGCUCUACGUCUCCACCGACCUCACGCACCUGCAGGACCUGCGGCACACGCUGCACCUCAAGGCCAUCCUGGCCCACGACGAGCACAUGGCCCAGCAGGACCCCGGCCUGCCCUUCCUCUUCUGGUUCAGCGUGGCCUCCCUCAUCACCCUCUUCCACCUCUUCCUCUUCAAGCUCAUCUACAACGAGUACUGUGGGCCUGGGGCCAAGCCCCUCUUCAGGAGUAAGGAAGAUCCCAGUGUCUGA
This is a messenger RNA of Pipistrellus nathusii (Nathusius's pipistrelle), 1908 nucleotides long. The record is from the annotation of a GenBank genome assembly. Lineage: Eukaryota; Metazoa; Chordata; Mammalia; Chiroptera; Vespertilionidae.